Messenger RNA from Purpureocillium lilacinum, 1467 nucleotides. RefSeq lists its product as uncharacterized. Gene Ontology annotation, cellular component: nucleus. Gene Ontology annotation, molecular function: RNA polymerase II transcription regulatory region sequence-specific DNA binding. The record is from RefSeq and is a predicted model, not a curated record. Lineage: Eukaryota; Fungi; Ascomycota; Sordariomycetes; Hypocreales; Ophiocordycipitaceae.
AUGGACAAGGACGGCGCCGGCGCCGGAGGCAAGGUCGUCGCCGACCGUGUAAGGCUGGACAAGACGGCUGCGAUGGAGGGCAACCACGUCCACGACGACAAGGACGCCACGAGGACAAGCGCCGAGGGCGCAACCGGCCAAGCGCACUCCGGCAAGAGCCCCAAGAAGAGGCGCAAGGUCAAUCAUGGCGACACCAAGAAGCUCAAGAACGGCAAGCCUGUGACCAGCGCCGCGUCCGUCGACGAUUCGGACGCUCAGACGCCUUCAGACGUUGCCCGGGCCUCCGUCUCUAGCACCAUGGGUCCGCCUCCCGCGUUUGACGGCACGAGGCAGCGUUCCUCGAGCGGGUUCAGCGGCGGUGGUGUGAUCGGCCAGGCAGACCCGUUGUCACUUGUGCAACAAGGCGGCGGGACGGGUAUGCAAGGAAACGGGCUGAACAGCAGCGCGACCGGUAACGCGAAUCAAUUUGCUGGCUUCUCGGACGCGUGGUUGACGGCUCAAAACUUCAAUGAGAUGAACAGCUACAACCCCAACUACAUGAUCGGGCCUCACGUCACGCACGAAUUCAACCUGUUGAACGACUUCCUCCAUAGCGGGCUUUUGGAUGACAGCGGAGCUUUGGCAGCAGACGAGACGCCGCAAAACAGUGCCUUCACCAGAACAGCAAACCAGGCGGACAUGUUGCCCGGGUACGGCAACAGAACCGGCGCUCCGGCCGGCAGUGCCGGGUCCAAUGCUGGCUCUAUGCCGCCGCCGCCGAACGUUGACGGGAAGAGUGGAGCCAGAACGGCGACGGACAAGACGCGCGAGUACUACCUUCAAGCUGCUGAUCCGUCUGGCAACGACAAUGCCGAGGAGCGAAUGGCCCGUGUGCUUAGGGCCAAGUACGAUGCCGGGCUGCUGAGGCCGUUCAAUUACAUCAACGGCUACGCUCGCCUCGGAAAGUACCUCGACGGCCAUAUCGCACCGUCGUCCAAGCAGAAGAUUCUGAGGACGAUUAAUCAAUUCAGGCCCAAGUUCCGGGAGAAGGCGCAGGGCCUCACGGACAUGCAGCUUAUAUACGUUGAAAUGUGGUUUGAGAAGCAGCUGAUGGAUUACGACCGCGUCUUCGCCAGCAUGGCGGUGCCGGCAUGCUGCUGGCGGAGGACGGGGGAGAUAUUCAGGGGUAACAAGGAGAUGGCGGAGCUCAUCAACGUUCCAGUGGACCAGCUACGAGACGGCAAAAUCGCUCUGCACGAGAUUCUGACCGAAGAGUCCAUGGUCCGUUACUGGGAGGAGUUUGGGACGAUUGCGUUCGACCCGGCCCACGAGACGCUUUUGACAGCCUGCUCCCUCAAGAACCCUAGCGACACGUCGGACCAUCCGAUUGUGAAGUGCUGCUUCUCUUUUACGAUUCGCCGAGACGAACAUAAACUGCCGGCGCUGAUUGUGGGAAACUUCUUGCCUCACGACCCACCCCCGAACUAG